CUCCAGGGGUUGGGAAAACCACACUAGGCAAAGAACUUGCAUCAAGAUCAGGACUGAAAUACGUUAAUGUGGGUGAUUUAGCUCGAGAAGUUUGAUCACCGGAUAUCAUGGAGUCUGGCAAGAUGGCUUCUCCCAAGAGCAUGCCGAAAGAUGCACAGAUGAUGGCACAAAUCCUGAAGGAUAUGGGGAUUACAGAAUAUGAGCCAAGAGUUAUAAAUCAGAUGUUGGAGUUUGCAUUCCGAUAUGUGACCACAAUUCUAGAUGAUGCAAAAAUUUAUUCGAGCCAUGCUAAGAAAGCUACUGUUGAUGCAGAUGAUGUGCGAUUGGCAAUCCAGUGUCGUGCUGACCAGUCUUUUACUUCUCCUCCCCCAAGAGAUUUUUUAUUAGAUAUUGCAAGGCAAAGAAAUCAAACCCCUUUGCCAUUGAUCAAACCAUAUUCAGGUCCUAGAUUGCCACCUGAUAGAUACUGCUUAACAGCUCCGAACUAUAGGCUUAAGUCUUUACAAAAAAAGGCAUCUACUUCUGCAGGAAGAAUAACGGUUCCGCGGUUAAGUGUUGGGUCAGUUACUAGCAGACCAAGUACUCCUACACUAGGCACACCAACUCCACAAACCAUGUCUGUUUCAACUAAAGUAGCUACUCCAAUGUCCCUCACAGGACAAAGGUUUACAGUACAGAUGCCUGCUUCACAGUCACCUGCUGUAAAAGCAUCAAUUCCUGCAACAUCAGCAGUUCAGAAUGUUCUGAUUAAUCCAUCAUUAAUUGGGUCCAAAAACAUUCUUAUUACCACUAAUAUGGUAUCAUCACAGAAUACUGGCAAUGAAUCAAAUGCAUUGAAAAGAAAACGUGAAGAUGAUGAUGACGAUGAUGAUGAUGAUGAUGAUGACUAUGAUAAUUUGUAAUCUAACCUUGAUGCAUGUAAUGUGUACUUGGUCUUGAAUCCAUUGUACUGAAAUUAAACAAGUAUGUUUGAUGUUUUCAAGUUGUGUUUGAGAAAACCUGUAUAGUAUUUAAGUAUAUAUAAGUAUAGUUUUCAGUUGAAAUGUUGGAUUUUCUUUAAUAAGAUUAGUAGUGGUUUUUCAUCAGCCUUUAAGUGUAAAAAAUAAAGUUGUUUAUCUGUUUGAUUAUUGGUACUGUGGCGAUUGUUUUUAAAAAUGCAGUUUUUGUGCAUUGUUAACAGGAGUAAUAGUUGUAAUAACUUCAAGUUGUUGUAGUCCGUUAACCAUUGACAUGUAACCUCUAAUGUCUUCAGAUGCUUAGAUCAUAAUAUGUCCUCUGGAGAACACAUUCUUAGGGUGUAUUUUCCCACAUUGUUGAAGUAUAACUGUGACUUGUGGAGAGACCACUUGAAGGUUUUCAUGUAUAGUGAAUCCUCUUUUCUGGGUUUAUCUUAAUUCCUCAACGUUUAAUAAACUAACUUAUUUUUUCUUAAAA
Messenger RNA from Lepus europaeus (European hare), 1434 nucleotides. RefSeq names its product TATA-box binding protein associated factor 9 (gene TAF9). NCBI's taxonomy places the organism in Eukaryota, Metazoa, Chordata, Mammalia, Lagomorpha, Leporidae. The transcript has 2 exons. Gene Ontology annotation, molecular function: protein heterodimerization activity; transcription coactivator activity; RNA polymerase II general transcription initiation factor activity. Gene Ontology annotation, cellular component: transcription factor TFTC complex; SAGA complex; transcription factor TFIID complex. Gene Ontology annotation, biological process: RNA polymerase II preinitiation complex assembly; DNA-templated transcription initiation. The record is from RefSeq and is a predicted model, not a curated record. Bases 108 to 902 code for a protein of 264 amino acids.